UGAGAGUUCAACAAGUGUCGUGGUCUGCAUCCGCCAUUGCAACUUGUUGUGCUUAGGUGAAAGAUCUUGCCGGAGCAGUGCAGUGUUUUUUUGAGAAGAGAACUAAAGUUUUGCUUUUUUAUUGGGUUUCGUUACAACUUUUAAAGGCUUUAUCGGAGUUAGACUGCCAUGGAUUUGUUCGCGGGCUUGAAAAGUUUCUUCAAAACCGAUGCAACAACUAUUGAUAACAAUGUGUUCCGCCUUCAUUACAAGGCAACUGCUGUGAUCCUUGUUGCUUUCAGCAUACUUGUUACGGGCAGGCAGUACAUUGGAGAUCCUAUUGACUGCAUAUCUAAAGAUGACAUACCUUCGAACUUACUAGACACAUUUUGUUGGAUACAUACAACGUUUAGUUUGCCAGAUGCAUGGUAUAAGAAAGUUGGAGAAGAGGUACCAUAUCCAGGUGUAGAUAAAUAUACUCCAGGAGAAAAACGUGUCUACCAUGCCUACUAUCAGUGGGUGUGUUUCGUACUUUUCUUGCAGGCUAUUCUUUUUUAUACACCAAGAUAUUUUUGGAAGGCAAUGGAAGGUGGACGAAUAAAGAACUUGAUUCUGGGUUUGAAUUCACCAAUUUUACCAGAAGAUACCAAGCUAGCUAAUCGUAAACUUCUUGUAGAGUACAUGGUAUCAAACUUGAAUAACCACAGUGUUUAUUUCAUGAGCUAUGCUGUUGCUGAAAUUAUGAAUUUCGUUAAUGUUGUUGGUCAAAUCUUUUUAAUGGAUGCUUUCCUUGGUGGAGAGUUUUCUACAUACGGUUCAAAAGUAAUUCAGUUCACAGGCUGGGACUGGUCUGUUCGUUACGACCCCAUGAUCAAAGUCUUCCCUCGUCUCACCAAAUGUACCUUCCACAGAUACGGUUCCUCUGGCGAUGUGCAACGUCACGAUGCUAUGUGCAUUCUACCUAUCAAUAUCAUCAAUGAGAAAAUUUAUGUCUUCCUGUGGUUCUGGUUUGUUAUUCUUGCUAUUUUAUCUGGUUUAGUAUUAGUAUACAGAGCAGUUAUUGUAUUUUGGCCCAAAUCUCGACUCAUGGUCACCCGCUCAAGAGCUCGCCUUGCCAAUCAAGAUUACCUUGAGACAAUCAUCAACAAAUGCAAACUUGGAGACUGGCUUCUUCUAGACUUGCUGUCAAAGAAUUUGGAUCCUUUGAAUUUCCGAGACGUAAUCAACGACUUCGCCAGAAAACUUGACGGGAAAAAUAUGGACAAUGUUUAAAGUUCUAAACCAGCUAAAUUAACUUGAACAUUUAGUAGUUACACAUUUCCUACGUUGUCUUUACUGAAGUUGGUGCUUGCACAUUUGUGCUCCGUGUAAAGACAACUCAUCUUGUCAUCUUAUUAAGAAAUGCUGCCACAAUCAUAUUGUGCCUUUUCCAUGAACAAUUAUAUAUUCAUAUUUUUAUAGAGAAAAAAAUUGCGCUCAAUUUGUUUUUCAUUUUUACAGGAGAUAAAUAAUUCAUUAUUCUGGAUCUGAUAUAUAAAAACUAAGAAAAAGGUUUUUUUCAAAUGACUGACUGUGCAAUAUGUGCGUACCCCUUUUUUGAAGGGUGUGAUAUUAAUUUAAUUAUUUAUUUUUAAUCAUGCAAUUACUUACAAAAAUGUUCAUGAUGUUAAUUUCCAUAUGGGGGGUCAUUAAACAUGAAAUGUUCAAAUUUUUCAGCUACCGAAUAUUUAUUUAAUUUUAAAAAUCAUACCAAAGUUUAAUAUUAUUUUGAUGAGUUGAUUUAUUUAUUGGCAAUGUUAACCAAUAAAUGUUUAAAUUAAAUCUUUUUCAAGUUUUUUUAAAUUUCAUAGCAUUAAUUUAACAUGCAUAAGAACUACAGAAUUGUCUUCUAUAAUUAGAUUUCAUUUAGUGUGAAGUGUGUGCAAUGAGACCUUUAUGUGUCUCACAGACUGAUAUUCUACACUUUGGUUCCUAUGUGCUUGUUUCAGAAAAAAUCAUCUUUGUGAUUAUAAGAUGCAUGUUUUACUGCCAUGUGUUAUGUCAAGUGCCUUGUGUCAGGUCCAUCCCAAUAAGAAAAUUUUCAUGUUCUUCCAUGCAUUUAUUCUUCAUAUCAUUUGAUGUUCAUAAAGAAUUCCAUAUAUGCUCUAUAGCAAACAGCUGGUUUUGAAUUUGAAGGGUCCAUUUUUUUUUUUUUUUUAAUUUAGGGUUUUAAUUGUAUUUUAAAGUGUGUUAAUUGUCUGCAAAAAACUGUAAAUACAUAGACUUGGGAGUUUACUGUGUGAUAAAAUAGGUGAUUAUAUUGUGACUAGAGGAAUCGUGUGCCUUUGUAAUUUAAAAUUCCAAAAGUAGCUGUAUUUUUUGGUACAUAUUAUUCAGACUAGAUAUUUUUGUAUUUUUAUUCUAUUGUCUAUUUUUUAAGUGCCACAUUGACCAAGUAUCUACAGCUUGUUAUGAAUGUAUCACACUUUAGCUAAUAAAGUCUGAUUAUUGAUGUGA
This is a messenger RNA of Stegodyphus dumicola, 2475 nucleotides long. Its product is annotated as innexin inx2-like. The record is from RefSeq and is a predicted model, not a curated record. Lineage: Eukaryota; Metazoa; Arthropoda; Arachnida; Araneae; Eresidae. Gene Ontology annotation, biological process: phototransduction. Gene Ontology annotation, cellular component: gap junction; plasma membrane. Gene Ontology annotation, molecular function: gap junction channel activity.